UGACAGUGUGUCAUGUGAUUGCUUCCUGGUCUCUUCUUCUUCUUCUUCUUCUUCUUCUUGUUUCUUCUGUUUCUCUCUGGAUUUAAAAAGCAAGUCACGUGCGACACUUCGCUUCGAACUCAAACACAAACAACCGGGUGAGGAACAAACUCCAGUUUCAUCCGCUGAAGAACCAACAACCCGCAGGAAGUCAUUCAAACCGGUUAGCUGCCCUGUUAGCCACCUAGCCGGCUCUGCUAACGUAGCUCGUCUCGCUGUGGAUUAGCUCCACAGGGUUUGUGCUGUGGCAGGUUUCCACUUCCGCUCAGUGUUGAAGGAGCAUGAAGAGAAGCUGCUCUCUGCUAACUACUCAUUAAAAUGGAGCUUCCCAUGGGAAUCCUGUUUCUGGCCCUGCUCGGCCUGAGCACGGCGCUGGUCUGUCCUGAUGGAGGCAUGUGCGAGGACAAAAACACCUGCUGCAAGAACACGAUGGGAGGAUACGGCUGCUGCCCGCUGCCACACGCUGAGUGUUGUUCAGACCACCUCCACUGCUGCUAUGAGAGGACCCUGUGUGAUCUGGCUCAUAGGAAAUGUGUCAAUAAGACCGUUUCUCUGCCGUGGAUGAGACGUCUUCCUGCCAAACAGGCUCUGGAAGUCCCUGAGCUCUUUGACAGAGUAAAGACAAUCGUAUGUCCAGACCAGGUGUCCACGUGUUCAAAUGACAGUACUUGCUGCCAGCUUCUUGACGGCAGCUGGGCCUGUUGUCCGAUGGUUAAGGCCGUGUGUUGUGAGGAUAAGCAGCACUGUUGUCCCGAGGGAACAAAGUGUGACACCGCUCAUGAAGUGUGUGUUUCUGCGUCACUGGAGUCCGUCCCCAUGGUGGAGAAACUCCCGGCCAAACGCAGGGAGAAUUACCCAGUUUCUGCGGCUCUGACCGUGGGUUCAGUGACGUGUCCUGGAGGGAAGAGCAGUUGUCCUGAUGGUUACACCUGUUGCCUGUUAACCACCGAAGACUACGGCUGCUGCCCUUACGACCAGGCCGUGUGCUGCAGCGAUCACGUCCACUGUUGCCCCAGCAACACGAUAUGUGACAUGGAACAUGACGUCUGCAAGUCCGGUGAGACCGAAAUGCCGCUGCUGAAGAAGAUCUCUGCGGUUCUUAACGACAUUGUGUGUCCAGACAAAGUGGCCGUCUGUCCUGAUCAGACCACGUGCUGCGAGAUGGACAGCGGCUCGUACGGCUGCUGCCCGAUGCCGAAUGCCGUCUGCUGCUCAGAUCACAUCCACUGCUGCCCUGAAGAAACCACGUGCGACCUGCAGCACAGCACCUGUGUGUCGACCCGGGGAGACGCCAUCAUGGCCUCUAAGAUCCCCGCUGCUGUGAUGGAGCCGGUGACGGAGCCGGUGACGGAGCUGGUGGCGGCGCGGAGCAGAGUUGCUGCUGUUCCCUGUAACGACUCUGUGGCCUGUGCUGACGAAAAUACCUGCUGUCAAACGCCGUCGGGCCAAUGGGCCUGUUGCCCGUUACCUAAGGCCGUGUGCUGCGAGGACCACAUGCACUGCUGCCCCCACGGCACCGUAUGCAACCUGGAAGCCUCCACGUGUGACGACCCCACGGCGAACACGGCGGUGAUGCCUUGGCUUCACCACGUUCCCGUCUUCCCCAUCGUGACGGACAAGUGUGAUAACUCCACAUCAUGUCCUGGAGAAUCCACCUGCUGCAAGACGGUGAUUGGAGACUGGGCCUGCUGCCCGCUGCCUCAGGCUGUGUGCUGCGACGACUACGUCCACUGCUGCCCUCACGGCACCGUCUGCAACCUGGAGGAGGAAUCUUGUGACGACCCGUCAGGUUUCUCAGCCUCCCUCCCCUGGACGGAGAAGGUCUCCGCGGUGACGUUGGAGGUCCAGGACGAGAAGUGUGACCAGGAGACCACGUGUCCGGGAGGAACCACCUGCUGUAAGAAAGACUCCGGACAGUGGGCCUGCUGCCCCCUGCCUCAGGCCGUGUGCUGCAGCGACCAGGAGCACUGUUGUCCCAAAGGCUACAAGUGUAACGUGGCCGUGCAGACGUGUGAUCAGCCCGGAGGCCGGAGCCUGGCGUGGCUGCAGAAGAUCCCGGCGCUGAGGACGGAGCUCCACCAGGCUGCUUCUGCUCCGGCUCCACAGGGGAGGAACAUGUGUGACUCCAGCACCAGCUGCCCCAAAGACAUGACCUGCUGCUUCAUGGACAGGACCCACCAAUGGGGCUGCUGUCCUCUGCCAAAGGCCGUCUGCUGCAGCGAUGGAGACCACUGCUGCCCCAGCGGUCACACCUGUGAACAUCAGCGCUCCGCCUGCUCCAGGGGCUCCCACGCCGUCCCCUGGUUCACCAAACUGAGCGCCGUGGCCGAGCCCGGCGCCGUGACGGACGUCAAGUGUGACGACAAGAGCAGCUGUGCUACAGGAACGACCUGCUGUAAACUGCUGACAGGAGAGUGGGGCUGCUGCCCUCUGGUCAAGGCGGUUUGCUGUGCGGACCACGAGCACUGCUGUCCUCAGGGCUACACCUGCAACAUGCAGACGGGAACGUGUGAGAAGAAGAACCUCGAUGAGCUGGUCCAAACCCUCCCUCAGAUCAAAGUGGCACGGUCCGGGCCUGGAGACGCAGAGGACGUACCAUGUGACGGCACGGGGGAAUUCCACUGCCCCAGAAAAGAUACGUGCUGCAAGACGUCGUCCACAGAGUGGGCGUGUUGUCCCUCGCCACGGGCGACCUGCUGCUCCGACUCGAAGCACUGCUGCCCUGAGGGAUUCUCCUGCGACGUGGCAGCGGGAGGCUGCACCAUGGAGAGACCCCAGCUGACCUGGGACAUGUUGUCUGGGAACAGACAGAGAGACUUUGUCCCUCACGGACUUUAGUCCCACUGAUCCGUCACAUCUUCAGCUUCUGUUGAGUUUUUCCUCACUUGAAGGUACUUUUGGUUUGCGGGCGACGCCGAUGCUCAACGGUUUGCUGGGUUUGGUCCUCAUCGUGUUCAGUCCUCAGAGGUCAACCUUAGACGAUGAUUAAGUAUAUGAAGGACUCGCUGCACGACUUUGUCUCUGCGUCUUUCUUAUUGGUUUUAAAACCCAUGAAAAGAAUCAAGACAAUUAGUUUCUUAGUAAAGAUGUAAGAAAGCAUGUUUUAAUUCACAAAUCAGAAUUUACAGAGAGAAGAGUUAGUAUGUGAACAUGAGACCAAUUUAAACCUUUUCUCAUUGAUUCAAAAACACAUAGAUCCAUAUAGACAGAUUACCUCGAGUCCUAAUGACCUUAAAAACAAUAUGAAUAUCUACAAACAGGUUCGAAGUUUAUUAACAAGCAGUUAAAGCUUUGAUUCACACGUCCUGUAUUUUUCAGAUCAUUUCCUGGAAGUUUUUCUCGGCCGAAAUUGUCUAGAGAAUUAAAUUAAACCUUUGGCAAAUAAAUACAGUUUUUCUGCUGAGUAGAAACUAUCAGAGGCUGGAAACUCGGAGCCUCAGCAGCUGAAUAAUGAACCAGUUCAGAGACACAGGAACGAGAUUCAUCUUAUCAUGGGAUUAUUAAUCAUAAGCAACGUGCAGAGCGUCAGCGGCUGCGUCUCCUCUGUCUUCGUUUCUCUUUGGACUCUUUGUCCAGGUCUGUUUUUAUUCUUCUAUAAAAACAGACGUGAAUGUACUUUCUGCCUUAUUCUGGAUAAAAUGCUGAGUCAGACUUGAGAAAACGAGUCGACCACUCGUUCAGGAAGCAGCUUUUCUGUGUUUGUUGGUUCACGACGAGAACGUCGAGUAUAAUCUACAUUUAGAGGUCAAUUAAGUUUGUCUUGCAUCUGUGAAUUUGAUGUGUGUCGAUUUUAUUUAAUCCUUAUUUUACCUGUGAUUUAAAGACCCAGCUGUCAUGAAAACAUUGGUGUAUAUAUAAAUAGUUAAACAUCGUACUCUUGGAAAAGAUCGACAGACGGAACAAAGAGCUUGUGCCUUCUCUCACGUCAUAAGAGCUGCUCGGUAUCAGAGGGACGUUCAGACCAUCGUCAAGAAAACAACAACAAUAAGAGCCAAGUACAUCUCAGUGUCCCGGGGAAACAAAUUCAGGGUUUGCUCCGUCGGCACAGAACGAAAAACAAAGACUCUGAGACGAUGCUGCUGGUUUCCAGCUUCUGAACAACACACAAGGGCAUCGUUUCCUCGCGGAGAUGAAAGAAUCCAGUUCAAAACCUGUUUUCCACCCAAACUUUGAUUUGUGUUGGUGAAGAUGUUGUUCUGAGAGCGUCCGGCUGCCAGAGAAGAGAUGUGAUGGUUGUUGGCAGCGGACGGAGCCUGAAGGGAAAAACCUGCAGACACUGUUCAGGGUAGAAUCAGGUUUCCUGGAUUAGUUUUAAUCUGUUAAAAGAAAAUUGGAUAAAGUAGAAAAGAGGCAAACACCAGAUUAUUUGUCCUCGAUGCAACAGUUCUUCAUCGUAGAGUCUUUUUGUUUCAUAGCUUUCAGAGAAACCGAUGAAGGUUCACUAACACUAAGUCUGCUCCUCUUCAAUCUGUGAUCACUCAACGUGGCGUGAGGUGAUGAUGAUUUUAUCAAAAAUGUUCUUUUCAAAAUGUAACUUCCUAAAAGUGUAUUCUCUAAACGUCCGGUGCUCACUGUCACUGCUGCUUUUAGAAACGUGUCCUGGUUGAUUGUUGUGUUUUGAUGCCUUUUAAAGAACUUUAAUUUGAGGGGGGGGGGGGUUAAAGAGACUGAAAUAAAGUUGUUGAAAAUA
Molecule: messenger RNA, 4729 nt
Organism: Hippoglossus stenolepis (Pacific halibut)
Lineage: Eukaryota; Metazoa; Chordata; Actinopteri; Pleuronectiformes; Pleuronectidae
Gene: grnb
Product: granulin b
Exons: 17
Coding region: 358-2877 (839 amino acids)
Cellular component (GO): extracellular region
Source: RefSeq, a predicted model, not a curated record